Molecule: messenger RNA, 4613 nt
Organism: Prorocentrum cordatum
Lineage: Eukaryota; Dinophyceae; Prorocentrales; Prorocentraceae
Source: the annotation of a GenBank genome assembly
UCGACGCGGGGGUUGCGGGCGCCCGAGAGCUGGCCCGCGCGGGCCUGCACGCUGGCGCGUCGUGGGCCCUUCUCCCGAGCUGCCCAUCGGUGCCGGCGUGCCCGCUCUGCCCCGCCGUGCAUCCGUGCCCCGCCUGCCCGGGGUGCCACUGCGCCCGUGGCAAGGCGCCUGACGGGCCCGGGGCGCCGGGAGGCGGAGGGGGCGAGCCUGCCUGGUGGCUGGGCUCGCCCGAGGCCGUGCCGCAGUGCGACGCGCUGGCGGCCGCGGUGCGAGAGGUGGCGGAGCGGAGCACGAUCUGCCACGACGCAGGCUGGCUCUGCGUGGCGGCGUUGGUGCUGGGGCUCGUGCUCGGCAGCCUCCUGACGCGGGCCUGGGUGGCGGGCUCUGGGAGCGAUGGCGCUGGUGGAGCUGCGCGGCCCCCGCUCGUCGGCGGGUCCUUCGGCGAGGACGACCUCUGGCACGAGCGGAUCCUUCUGUAUCCGGCCGCCUCGGACGUUGAGGGCGGGGCGCGCUGGGUCGUCCUGACCCCGGACGGCGACGUGCACCUCGAGGAGCUAGAGGGCGGCUCGCCGGAGGACAGCCCCGUGGAGUGGCAGCUCGUGGCGCGUGACCUGCGGCUGCCGCCAGGACUGGGCCGGUCCUAUCGCUUUGGGGAGGACCAGCCCGGCGAGCUGCGGGGCCUGCAUCGCCGGGCGUACGCGACCUCGACGGCCGACGCUCGGAGUCGCGGGCUGCAGCUGGCGGUGCCCCAGGUGAUCCGCUCCCAGGAGGGUCGCGACGUCUCGGUGGAGGACGAGCUCGGGCGCAACUUCUUCGGCGGGCGGCGGGUGACUGGCAAGCAGGGAAUGCCUGCCGCUGGUGACGCGCUGGCGGCCAGGACGGGCGGGCCUGGCGACCAGGUGGCGGACGGCGGCGAUGCCCUGGCCGCCCCCGCGGUGCCCAACUCGGUGGGCGGCGCCGUGACCCCUCCUCCGCCCGGGCACUUCUGGCGCGCCGCGGAGCCUGACAGCUCGCGGCCGAUCGCGGUUGGCGAUUGGGUUGGCACUCCGAGUCUGGCCCUGCACGAUCGCGGACUGUUUGAGGUGGCGCCUGGGCGGGCUAUCGUGGUGCACCUCGCUGCCCUGGACAAGGGCGCCUUCGCGGCCUCCCUCAGGCCCGCUGCCUCCGUCGGCGACGCCCCCGUCGGCGGCGCGGCCGCGACGGGCGACGCCCGCGCCCUUCCUGCGAGGACGGGGCCGCGCGGUCGGGGGCGCAAGUGGCGCGACGUGGUGGACUCGUGUGAGGAGGGGCCCUUCGGUGACUUCCCGGUGGCGGGCCCAAGGUUGACGUCGUGGUGUCUCGACUUCCUUCGGAGGCGCCGCGCCCCGACGGACCGCCACCUGAUGUUCAAGACGACGGCCCGCCUCCAGAUGGAGCAAUGGGGAGUCCAGGAGCAUGAGCAGCCCAUGAAGUACCUCGAGCUGGCCGGCACCUACGACCAGCUCGACCUCAGCAACUGCGCCUUCGCGGAGGCGAUCCUCCGACGGGCGCAGACCAUCGAGUGGGCUUAUCAUGAUCGGCUUCGAGAGGCGGACUCCGCGAGCUCAAAGGACAAGAUGAGCCCUGAGGAGUUCUCGGCGUUCAGCGGCUUCAGCAAGGCUGGCGACCUCCUCAUGGUGGCCCCGCAUUUGCUGGAGCACGUCAAGACGCAGGUCGAGAAGGACGCCGCCAUCAUGAAGAACAUUCGGAAGGCGCCCUCAGAGGGCGUGGUGUGCCGCAGUGUGCGGCGGCGGCUGCUUCGGCGUGACGCCAUCGUGCAGGAGUGCAACCGCGUCAUCGGGGCCUUGAACGACCUGGCCGGGAGGCCCCAGGCGCCAGGCGCCCCGGGCCUGGCGGAGCGGCGUCCCCAUCGGCUGGUGCGCGAGCGCGUCCGCCGCGCCGCAGUCGAGCUGGGCCCGCCACCACCCGACCUCACUCCCGCGGGAGCCCUCAGAGAGCUCCGCGGCGCCAGCGUGUACGAAGAUCUCGACUCGCCGGUGGUCAGCUUCGACGAUUCCCUUUUCUCGCUGCCGGAGGCCGGCAACAUCCCUGCGCCGCUCGGGCAGCUGCUCCAGGACGUGGGCGAUUUCGAUGCCGAGGCCUCAAUACACGAGCAGCUUCUUCGAACUGAGGAGGCAGAAUCUUAUCUUCUGGCAGCCCCGAGGCAGCCGUACAUGGACACGAUUUUGAGAGGAGAUCCGCGGGUUUAUUCCUGUUUGGUCAAGCGGCUCGCCGACGCUGGGAUGGUGACCUACACGGACACGCCCCGCGAGAGGUGCGGCCUUUUCUUCGUCCGUAAGAAGUCUGGCAAGCAGCGCAUGGUGGUCGACUGCCGUCGGGCCAACUGUUGGUUCCAACGGCCAGCCUCUGUUGCUCUUGCCACCGGCUCGUCUCUUGGCGAGCUGGCCGUGCCUGAGGACAAAGAGCUCUACGUCGGGCACGUGGACAUCUGCGACGCUUUUUACCACUUCGGCCUGCCCGAGGCUUUCCGGGACUAUUUCGCCCUGCCGUCCGUGAAGGCCGGGGACGUGGGAAUGGCGAGGCUUCGAGAGCGGCCGCUACAGCCGGGGAGCCGUGUCUGGCCGGUGCUGGCCGUGCCCCCGAUGGGCUGGUCGCACGCCUUGUACUGGUGCCAGACCAUCCACCGUUCCAUCGUCAGCUCGAUUCCCGAGCUGAGUGAUGUGCCGUUCAUCGCAGACAAGAGCGUAGUGCCGGGGCUGCAGCCGCUGGCAAUGACGAUAUACGUUGACAUUUUUUGGCUUUGGGCACCGACCCCGAGGCUACGCCAUUGUACCGCUGUGCCCCUCUGGGAGUCAGUUCGCUGGGAGCUGAACGCGUUCUCUAGCCUUCUGGGGGUGAUCUCGCGAAGUAUGUUGGUUGCCUGGAGUCCGACGGUGAUGUGCAGUGACGCGUCGUUCUGGGGCUUCGGGCUGGUCAGCAAGGGCUUCAAAGAGGACCUCGUGGGCUCCGUGGGCGGUUUCUCGGAGAGGUGGCGGUUCCUGGAGGGCAACAAUGUGCAGUCGAGGGCUUGGGCUGGAGUUGGCGAUGGGCCUCUCGAGAGCUCCAAGGAUUUCCAGGACAUCGUGGGCUCCGAGGAGGCCUGCAUCAACGCUCGCCAGUCGGCCGUCAGUCGCCUGCCUGCUGAGUUUCGGGAAGAGGGUUGGGCUGUCGUGGGCUUGCACAAGUGGGGGGACCCGCCCGACAACAUCGUAGAGGGGGAGGCCCGGGCGCUGGCGUUCGGGGUUAAGCACAUCUGCCGAUCCACAGCGUCGUUUGGGCGCCACCACCUUCUCCUCUCGGACUCGCUGUCAUCCGUCUUGGCUUUGCGCAAGGGGCGCUCUUUGGCGCCGGGGGUCUGCGGGGCGCUCCGCGCCGUCGCAGCCCAUGUCGUGGCCACAGGCCUCCGCCUCGCCGCCCGAUGGCUGCCCAGCGAGUGGAACUUCGCGGACGGUCCGUCGCGCGGCCUCCGCCCGCCCGCUGCGACGGCGCCUCGCCUCCGCCGCCUGCUGGACGGCGUGGGCCCCGCGGGCCUGGAUGGCUUCUUGCCGCCCUCGGACUCGACGAACCUGGCGACCUCGCAGGCCGUGAAGCGGAGGAAGCUGUCUCGGCGGCUGGCGAAGCUCACCGAGGAGGGCUCGCGGGAUAUGUUGAGGAGGAGCACGGUGCGCACUCAGACCGUCAGGACCCGCUACCAGCAGCUCGACGACGAGUUCGACGAAUGGAUGGACGAGCAGGGCCUGCCGCGCCGGCCUCGCUUCUCGGUCGACCACGGGGAGGUGGGGCCGCUCUCGGCCUCGGACGUCGAGAGGAUCGACUUGGCGCUCGCCGAGUGGAUGCUGUCGCAGUACUUCGAGGGUGUCGACCACUGGCGCGGGGUGCAGAUGCUGGCGGCGCUGCAGUGGAGCGACCCGCGGCUCGGCCGCGACGGGUCGGCUUCGCUGCCGGCGGCGCGCCAGACGCUGCGCGGCUGGAAGGUGCUGACGCCUGUGCGGGCGAGGCUGCCGCUCCCCGACGAGUUGGUGGCGGCCAUCGCGUGCGAGCUCGUCCUCAUGGGCCAGUGGGAGGCGGCCGCCUGCGCGGUGCUGUCCAUGGUGUUCUACAUGAGGCCCGGGGAGUGGGGGCGGGUGCUGGUGCGCCCCGCCGCCCCGCCACGCGCUGCGGGCAGCCCGGCCCUGCGGCGCUGGGCGCUGCUGCUCCACCCUCACGAGGGCGAGGGCGCGAAAGCCAGCAAGACCGCGGAGUUCGACGAGCGCAUGGUCCUCGACCUCGACUGCGACCAGUGGCUGUCGGGGGUGCUCCAUCGCCUGGUGGCCGGCCGCAGCGGGGACGAGCCUCUCCUCCGCAUCGGCGUCGCGGAGUUCGCGGCGCUGUUCAGGCGGGCGGCGCGGCGCCUCGGGGUCAGACCCGAGCCCAUGCCGCGCCUGCUCCGCCACGCGGGCGCCAGCAGGGACUUCGUGAACCAGCUGCGGCCGCUCCGCGAGGUGAAGAGGAGGGGCCGGUGGAAGACCGACACGUCGGUGCGGCGCUACGAGAAGGGCGGGCGUCUCAGCGAGCAGUUCGCCCGGCUCCCAGGUCCGCUCCAAAGGCUCCCCGAG